This is a messenger RNA of Amaranthus tricolor (Joseph's coat), 876 nucleotides long. RefSeq lists its product as uncharacterized. The transcript has 5 exons. NCBI's taxonomy places the organism in Eukaryota, Viridiplantae, Streptophyta, Magnoliopsida, Caryophyllales, Amaranthaceae. Bases 1 to 876 code for a protein of 291 amino acids. The record is from RefSeq and is a predicted model, not a curated record.
AUGGGAAAUGUGACAUCAAAUGUGGCGGCAAAAUUAACAUUUUUCCCACCAGAGCCAGCAAGUUAUGAUGUGAUUAAAGAAGAAGGAAAGUGGGUGUUAACAGGAAUAACAGCAGAUAAAAGUGUGGAUGUUUUUGUGGUUGAAACUAAGGUUGGUAAUAACAUUAUUGCUACCUUUUGGAAGCACCCUUUUGCAAGGUUUACUCUUUUGUAUUCUCAUGGUAAUGCUGCUGAUCUGGGUCAGAUGCUUGACCUCUUCAUUGAGCUCAGAGCUCACUUUCGUAUCAACAUCAUGAGCUAUGAUUACUCUGGAUAUGGAGCUUCAACUGGUAAGCCAACGGAGUACAAUACAUAUUAUGACAUAGAAGCUGUAUACCAGUGCUUAAAGAGAGAAUGUAACGUUAAACAGGAAGACCUAAUUUUAUAUGGUCAAUCGGUUGGAAGUGGACCUACGUUACACUUGGCAUCACGUAUGACGAGGUUAAGAGGGGUUGUUCUACAUAGCGCUAUACUUUCUGGUAUACGUGUUCUGUAUCCAGUUAAGGUUACAUUAUGGUUCGACAUUUUCAAAAAUAUUGAUAAAAUUCGGCAUGUUACCUGUCCUGUCCUUGUUAUACAUGGCACAAAUGAUGAAAUAGUAGACGUGUCACAUGGGAAACGGUUAUGGGAACUAUCAAAGGAGAAGUACGAACCGCUAUGGGUAAAGGGUGGGGGUCACUGCAACCUUGAGACUUACCCAGAGUACAUUAAGCAUUUGCGCAAGUUCCUAAACUCAAUGGAGAAAUUGGCAAUCACUCAGCCACCUAAGCAGCUAACGGAAGCCCCAAGUAUGACUGAUGGCAAGCACAAUCGAUGCUUAAGAUUCAGCAGAAGGUAA